Merops nubicus (carmine bee-eater) is the source of this 1428-nucleotide messenger RNA. It is a transcript of the gene TES, whose product is annotated as testis derived transcript (3 LIM domains). The coding region runs from base 22 to 1263 and encodes 413 amino acids. The transcript is spliced from 7 exons. Gene Ontology annotation, molecular function: zinc ion binding. Lineage: Eukaryota; Metazoa; Chordata; Aves; Coraciiformes; Meropidae. The record is from RefSeq and is a predicted model, not a curated record.
CUUUCCCAUAAAUUGAAACAGAUGGGCUUGGGCCACGAGCAAGGAUUUGGUGCCCCCUGCUUAAAAUGCAAGGAUAAGUGUGAAGGAUUUGAGCUUCAUUUCUGGAGAAAAAUAUGCCGCAACUGCAAAUGUGGCCAGGAAGAGCAUGAUGUCCUUACAAGCAAUGAGGAAGAUCGGAAAGUGGGGAAACUCUUUGAAGAUACAAAAUACACAACCCUUAUUGCAAAGCUGAAGAAUGAUGGCAUUCCCAUGUAUAAACGCAACGUCAUGAUACUGACUAAUCCAGUGCCAGCCAAGAAGAACGUAUCCAUCAACACUGUGACUUUUGAGUGGGCUCCUCCUGUUCAGAAUCAAACACUUGCUAGACAGUAUAUGCAGAUGUUACCAAAGGAGAAGCAGCCUGUUGCUGGCUCAGAAGGCGCACAGUACAGGAAGAAGCAGUUGGCUAAGCAGCUGCCUGCUCACGAUCAGGAUCCUUCAAAAUGCCACGAGCUCUCACCCAGUGAAGUUAAGCAGAUGGAACAGUUUGUGAAGAAAUACAAAAAUGAGGCACUUGGCGUAGGAGAUGUCAAGCUCCCUGGUGAGGUGGAAACGAGUGCUACGGACAAGAAUAGCUUGAACAAUGGUGACAGAGGCACCACGGCUGCUGUGGGAGUGAUGGAGGACAAGUCCCCAGAUCAGAAGGCAUCUCAGUAUUCCUGCUAUUGCUGCAAACAGAAGAUGAAAGAAGGGGACCCAGCUGUCUAUGCAGAACGUGCUGGAUAUGAUAAAUUGUGGCACCCAGCUUGUUUCGUCUGUUGUACCUGCAGUGAGCUUCUAGUAGAUAUGAUCUAUUUCUGGAAGAAUGGUAAUCUCUACUGUGGAAGACAUUAUUGUGAUAGUGAAAAACCCCGCUGUGCUGGAUGUGAUGAGCUAAUAUUCAGCAAUGAAUAUACUCAAGCAGAAGGUCAAAACUGGCAUCUGAAACACUUCUGCUGUUUUGACUGUGAUUGUGUUCUGGCUGGGGAAAUCUAUGUCAUGGUGAAUGACAAGCCAGUCUGCAAACCCUGCUACGUGAAGAACCAUGCUGCGGUCUGCCAAGGCUGUCAUAAUGCUAUAGAUCCAGAAGUUCAGCGUGUGACAUACAACAACUUCAACUGGCAUGCUACUCAGGAGUGCUUCUUGUGUUCCUGUUGCAGCAAGUGUCUAAUUGGCCAGAAGUUCAUGCCGGUGGAAGGGAUGGUCUUUUGCUCUGUGGAAUGUAAGAAAAAGAUGAUGUCUUAAGAGGAGACAUGCACAGAACCAAGCAUGGCUGUGUUCCAAAGGCUCUUGCAUUUCUACUGUAAAAGAUAUAAUAUUGAGGCAUUUAAAAUUAUUGAAAGUAUUAAAUAGCAUUUUCCCAAAGAUUUUUUUAAGGAUUAAAACUAGUUAUGUAAUCUUCAUUUCUUA